UCAAAUAUACAUCACUCUCUUUGGCACCUGCUAUCCAUUGCUAGCAAGCAUCAAUGGCAGCCACAUUUUCUUUACUCACUUCCGCCGGAGUUCUCACCGGACUUCUCCCGAUUAUGGUGCUGGUAACCGCCACCUUCUUCUUCCUUCUCUUCUAUUCACAAAAUCCUAAUGAGCAUGGAAAAGAUAGUGGUCUUGGUGGUAAGGACGGUGGUGGUGGUUUACCACCUGGUCCGCCCUCCUUACCAAUUGUUGGAAGCCUUCCGAUGAUGCUUUGGAGGAAACCACAUUUCCGGUGGGUCCUUCGAAAAGCCGAAGGCAAAGACAUUACUUGCAUUCGGCUAGGAAAUGUCCAUGUUAUAGUAGUUAACUCACCAGAGCUUGCCAGAGAGUUUUUAAAGAAGAAUGAUGCCAUCUUCGCCUCCCGGCCGAAAACAAUGGCUACCGAAUACUCUGGUAGGGGUUUCCUCUCUGUUGCCUUCACUCCAUGGGGUGAUCAAUGGAAGAAGAUGCGCCGAGUGAUAGUCUCACAGGUAGUUAACCAUCAACAAUUCCAAAGGAUGGCGAAAAUGCGCGGCGAAGAGGCCGAUAACCUUGUUCGGUAUAUUCAAUAUCAAAGCAAAGCCGGAGAAGAGAUUAAUCUCCGAAAAACUCUUCGAUAUUAUACUGGAACCAUCAUAAGGAGGAUGCUGUUUGGAUGUCGGCAUUUUGGAAAGGGAGCUAAAGGCGGCAUGCCGGGGCCGGGAGAAGAGGAGUUGGAGCACGUAGAGGCUGCAUUCACUGCGCUCUCAUUGAUCUAUGCAUUUUGUGCAUCAGAUUUCAUACCAAGUUUGAGAAUUUUUGAUAUUGAUGGCCAUGAGAAAACCAUGAAGAAAGCGAUAAAUGUGAUCAAUAAAUAUCAUGAUCCUAUUAUUGAAAAGAGAGUGCAACAAUGGAAGAUCAAUGGUGGUGUUAAUGGUGAGCCAGAGGACAUUCUUGAUGUGUUCAUCUCUCUCAAAGAUGAUAAAGGGAAGCCUCUCUUAAGGAUUGAAGAAAUUAAGGCACAAUCUGCUGAGCUCAUCUUUGAAACUGUGGACAACCCGUCGAACACAGUGGAAUGGGCAAUGGCCGAGAUGCUCAACCAGCCAGAUAUUCUCCAGAAAGCCAUCGAUGAGCUCGACCGUGUCAUCGGCCCUCACCGCCUUGUUGAAGAGUCUGACUUCCCCAACCUCCCCUACUUGAGGGCAUGUGCCCGUGAAGCUCUUCGUCUCCACCCCAUUGCACCCUUCAACAUUCCCCAUGUCUCCUCCAUUGACACCACCGUCGCCGGCUUCUUCAUCCCCAAGGGCAGCCAAGUCCUCCUAAGCCGUGUCGGACUUGGCCGGAACCCUAAAGUUUGAGAAGAUUCGAUGAGA
Dioscorea cayenensis subsp. rotundata (Guinea yam) is the source of this 1391-nucleotide messenger RNA. Its product is annotated as phenylalanine N-monooxygenase-like. NCBI's taxonomy places the organism in Eukaryota, Viridiplantae, Streptophyta, Magnoliopsida, Dioscoreales, Dioscoreaceae. The transcript has 4 exons. The coding region runs from base 54 to 1376 and encodes 440 amino acids. The record is from RefSeq and is a predicted model, not a curated record. Gene Ontology annotation, molecular function: iron ion binding; oxidoreductase activity, acting on paired donors, with incorporation or reduction of molecular oxygen; monooxygenase activity.